GAUGUGUUUGUUUAUUUAUUUUUUGUUUGUUGUAAAUCCCAUAACUUCCUCGUGCGGAGUUUUUCGCAAAGGGUUUCCUGGAUGAGUUGCUUGCGAGAAAAGCGAUUUGAUUUGAUCAGUUUCGGAUAACACCACCAAGGGGCAGAACACAGCGUGAUGACUGCACGCACAUUAGUCAGUCAGGUUUGACUGGUGAAGCCAGAUGAAAAGAUAGGUUAAGUGAAUCGAGCAGCAUAAACGUUCUUGGGAAGCACGAACCAGUACGGCGACAGCGCUGCACCUGUUGCAUUUUCCUGGUGUUUUUCUUCUUGUUAUUUGAAAUGGUCUGCGUUCGGAGAAAGAAACAGCGCGCAAAAGAGAUCACCUGCGACAAGCAUCUUCUUUUGGUUAUGUAACUUUUCUUUCAUGAGAAUAUAAAAAAAAAAAAAAAAAAAGUAUUCAGAAGUUUCUUGAAACCUUCUUUUGUAUAAAUGGCAAAGGACUCGGGUGUCUUUUCUCCGUCUGAAUUCAGGAAUUUAUAAACCAAUAUUGGCAACAUGAGGUUUAAUGGUUAUUUAAAACUGAGGAUCGGGGAAGCAGUAGAUCUGAAACCCACCAAAUUUUCCCUGAGGCACUCAGUACUUUUCAGUAAAACACCCUUCUUGCUAGAUCCCUAUAUAAUAAUCAAUGUGGACGAGGGGAGAGUAGGGCAGACUCACACCAAACAGAAGACCAACAGACCUACAUACAACGAGGAAUUCUGUGUCAAUAUCAACAAUGGGCGCAAGAUCGAGCUGGCGGUGUUCCAUGACACCCCGAUUGGAUAUGAUGAUUUUGUAGCUAAUUGCUUAAUCAUGUUUGAAGACCUGAUCAACACCGUCAAUACUGAAGAGACCUUUGAAGGCUGGGUGGAUUUGGAGCCAGAAGGGAAAGUGUUCAUUGUGAUCACUCUCACAGGAUCCUUUACUGAUGAUACAGCGACAGCCAAUGGACGGACCUUCAAGCACUUCUCCAGGAAGCGUCAGGGAGCGGUGCGGCGGCGAGUGCACCAGGUCAACGGGCACAAGUUCAUGUCAACCUACCUGCGCCAGCCGACCUUCUGCUCGCAUUGCAGAGACUUCAUCUGGGGAGUGUUUGGGAGACAGGGGUAUCAGUGUCAAGUCUGCACGUGUGUCGUGCACAAACGAUGUCACCAGCUCAUCGUCUCGGCGUGUCCCCGCAUGAAAAAGCCUGCUAUCGAAGAGGCAACUAACCAAGGCUUCAGCAUCAACAUCCCUCACAAGUUCAAGAUUCACAACUUCAAGGUGCCCACGUUCUGUGACCACUGCGGAUCUCUGCUGUGGGGUCUGCUGAAACAGGGCCUGCAGUGUAAAAAUUGCAAAAUGAACGUGCACAUCCGUUGUAAGGGAAACGUGGCUCCCAGCUGCGGAGUGAACAGUGUGGAGCUGGCCAACAGACUAGCGGAGAUGGGGCUCCAAGCUGGAGGACUCUCCAAAAGGAACUCUUUGGCAAGUAAUAAUAACAGCAGUGAAACAGGAUCCAGAAAAGUAAGCAAGAAGGAGAAUCAAACGAAUAACAGCAACACAGAGCAGAAGUUAGGCAUCGGAGAUUUCACCUUCCUUCAGGUUCUGGGAAAAGGCAGCUUUGGGAAGGUGAUGCUGGCCAAGCAGAAAGGCUGUGAGCGGGUGUUUGCAGUCAAGGUGCUGAAGAAGGACAUUAUCCUACAGGAUGAUGAUGUGGAGUGCACUAUGACUGAGAAGAGGGUCCUGUCGAUGGCAGGGAGCCACCCCUACCUCACCCAGCUCUUCUGCUGCUUCCAGACCCCAGAUCGGCUGUUUUUCGUGAUGGAGUUUGUGAACGGUGGCGACCUCAUGUUCCACAUCCAGAAAUCUCGGAAGUUUGAGGAACCCCGCGCCCGGUUUUACACGGCUCAGAUUACCUCGGCACUCAUGUUUCUGCAUGAAAGAGGAAUUAUUUACAGAGACCUAAAAUUGGACAACGUGUUACUGGACAAGGAUGGCCACUGCAAGCUAGCUGACUUUGGGAUGUGUAAAGAGGGAAUCUUUGAAGGAGUCGAGACUGGCACUUUCUGUGGAACUCCAGACUACAUUGCUCCAGAGAUUCUGCAGGAGAUGCUCUACGGCCCCUCUGUUGACUGGUGGGCUCUCGGAGUGCUGCUCUAUGAGAUGUUGUCGGGACACGCGCCAUUCGAGGCGGAAAAUGAGGACGAUCUCUUCGAGUCAAUCCUUAACGAGGAGAUCAGCUAUGCAGCCUGGCUAAGCCAAGACUCUGUGGACAUUCUCAAAGCAUUCCUGACUAAAAACCCCAGCAGGAGACUUGGUUGUGUGCCGUCCCAGGGUGGGGAGAGUGUGAUCCCGAUGCAUCCAUUCUUCCGAGAAAUCGACUGGGAAUUACUGAACCGGAGACAGCUGGAGCCGCCUUUCAAACCUAGAAUCAAAUCCCCCCAGGAUGUCAACAACUUCGACCCAGACUUCACCAAAGAGGAGCCAGCUCUGACUCCUAUUGAAGACACGAUGAUCCAAAUGCUGAACCAAGACGAGUUCAAACAUUUUUCAUUUACUUCGCGGGACUUGAUUGAUACUUAAAGGACAAACUCAUAAUUCAGUGAGCGAACGUCAGAGCGGUGUAACAGGGGAGAGAAGAAAAAAAGGACAUUUCUUCUUCUAUCGCAUCCUCCUGGCUUGUCAUAUUUAAAGGCAUUCAAGCACUGUGUCAAAAAAAAACACCUUGGGUCAUGUGAAACUAAGUUAGAUUUAGUGAGUAUGUACAGUACUUGAAUUUUUAUUUGUAAAGUAGGAUGUUUUUUUAUAUAUCUGAUUUAGAAUGAAGUCGCUUUUUUAUUGUUUAAUGUGUUUUAUGCUCCUGUUUGUUCCUUUAGGCUGAAUGCUUUUAUAAAGAAGUGACCGACUUGCCUAAUUGACAGAUGUUUGUGAAUGGAGGUAAACAAUGGGGCCUAAAUGCAAAUGAAUAGAAUGGAUAGCUGUUAAGAACACAUUGAUUAUGUGUAAACAUAAGGCCUUCGUAUUCAAUGAAAGAUACUAUAGCAUUGUGUGCAUCUAUAGCAUACACCUCCACACUUAAACUACCUAUCAGGUUACCUGUAACAGCAGGGGUUCAAACCACCAGUAGACCAUAAUCAGUAUUAUUAUGUCAUUUAUUACUCCAUUCCUUGGAUUGUAUUGUUUGGAAUUGGAUCUCCUUUGUAACCAAAACUGAUGUGCCAGUGGCGUUUGGAAUGGAACAUGGACCCAUGCGUGUGAUGGAAGGGCGGAAUGAUAGCGUCUUACACGAGACACAAAGCUUCACAGGGUUAAAAGUCAAAAGUCUUGUGUAAAAGUUAGCAUUCAUUUUUAGAAGGCCUUGUCUAAUAUCUUCUCUUCGUUGCUAUAUAAUAUGAAAAUAAACUGACUUCAGUGUAGGCUUGGACAUGUUUGGACCAGUGUUUAAGACAAUUUAUGAAAAUCUGUUCUUGGACAUGCAAAUUACUAGCAGUAACUGACGUAUACAGAAUAUUUUUGUUGUUUGUUUUUUUCGUGACCUAACUAUGAUGCCGCUACUGUUAUUCAAAUGAACCUGGUUGAGCCUAAAUAAACAAAACAACUGAGAACAAAACCGUACCUAUUUCCUGAAGCCUUACAGGUCCCAGGGUUAUUUAUUUAUAAAUCAGCAGUCAAGAACAGUUAUUGCACGUCUCUGUAGGUGAGAACUGAGAACACCCUUCCGAGAUUUCUGUACAGACCGUGCUCAGGUAACUCUUAGGCAUUGUUUUUCUCUUUUCAGGUUUUGUAUUCGGUCAUGUCAAGUACUUGUUUUAGAAAAUAAAGCAACUGUGAAACUCA
This is a messenger RNA of Polyodon spathula (Mississippi paddlefish), 3839 nucleotides long. RefSeq names its product protein kinase C eta type-like. Bases 537 to 2585 code for a protein of 682 amino acids. The record is from RefSeq and is a predicted model, not a curated record. NCBI's taxonomy places the organism in Eukaryota, Metazoa, Chordata, Actinopteri, Acipenseriformes, Polyodontidae. Gene Ontology annotation, molecular function: diacylglycerol-dependent serine/threonine kinase activity; ATP binding. The transcript has 14 exons. Gene Ontology annotation, biological process: protein phosphorylation.